Messenger RNA from Colossoma macropomum (tambaqui), 451 nucleotides. Its product is annotated as C-C motif chemokine 14-like. The coding region runs from base 136 to 384 and encodes 82 amino acids. Gene Ontology annotation, molecular function: chemokine activity. The record is from RefSeq and is a predicted model, not a curated record. The transcript is spliced from 3 exons. Gene Ontology annotation, biological process: immune response. Lineage: Eukaryota; Metazoa; Chordata; Actinopteri; Characiformes; Serrasalmidae. Gene Ontology annotation, cellular component: extracellular region.
GGAGGCAGAGGGGGCAGAGCCUUUAAUAAAGGACUGAAAAUGAGUUAUAAAAGAGAAAGUGAGAGACUCAGCAGCUCAAAGCCGAGAUAAAGACGGAGACAGAAACAUUCAGAGCUUCAGACGCCUGCAGAGAAGAUGGAGAUGAAGAUGAGCUGUGUGUGUUUGGUGCUGGGGCUGGUCCUGCUGAUGACCGUCUCCUCAGAUGCUGGCACUGGUGGUACCGAUGGUCAUCCUGAUAACUGCUGUUUCAGCUUCGUCACUUUUAAAAUUCCAGACGAAGAAAUACUAAAAGUUGAAAGAUCACAUCCCGACUGCCCAAAGAAGGGCUUUGUGAUUACAACACCGAGGAGCAGAUUCUGCAAGAAGGACCUGCAGGAAAUCUAGAUUUCAGAGCUGCAGCUUCAACACAGCCCAGACGCAGACGCAGCACACAGAGCAGCUAAAAGCUUUA